Messenger RNA from Brassica rapa (field mustard), 3522 nucleotides. RefSeq lists its product as uncharacterized. NCBI's taxonomy places the organism in Eukaryota, Viridiplantae, Streptophyta, Magnoliopsida, Brassicales, Brassicaceae. The record is from RefSeq and is a predicted model, not a curated record.
CAAUAUGGUAAUGGUAUUGCACACAAGUAUGUUUUCGAUGUUUUGCAUUUUCGUAAAGACUGUUUAGCUAUCAUUAUUUGUUUUUUUUUGUAAACAUGUAAGACUUUAAACACGUUUAAUUGUUUUUUGGGGAUAAAUGGUUUGUUUAGUCUUUGAACAUUAUUAAGCUUAGAAAGUUAGAAUCAUUUGGCAACAAUCAGUGGAUGUAGGUAGAUGAAAUGGACUGGACAACAGCGAAAACGAAUGGACAUAAGAUUAAGCAACCGCAACAUCUAUAUAAUUGUUAAAAACCAAAUAUAUUACAACUCAAAUGAAAUGGACAUAUCCAACAUUACGUUUCUAUCAAUUUAUUUAAAUGAUAUUAUUAUCAUACAGCGCAGAAUACACCUCAUAUCGAUCGUCAAUACUGGCCUACAAUCAAAGUAGCCAUCAUCGAAAAUGUUGAUGCCUUAGCUACCAAUGCUUCAUCACUAUUGCCUAAUCUGGCAAAUGAUUGAAAUAUGUUGUAGUAUGUGAAUAAAGCAAACCCAAAUUGAAACUCUUGUUAGUGAAAGUUUGGGGUUGGAUUGGUUCCGAUAAACUAAAGUCAGAUUUAAGAAGAUAUUAUGAUUUAUAAAAAGUAAAAGUGUGAUUGAAAAUAGUAGAAAUUUUGUAUCAUUCACUUUUGCAUUAAUUUUUGCUUUUUAAUCAUUUAUUUAUUUUUCUUUUUCUGUUUAAUUUCUUUUAAUCAUUUAUUUGAAAUACUUUUAUAGGCACGAAAUACAGCAAAAUAAUCUUUUUGCAGUUUAUUAGUACAUCACUUUCGCCUCAGGAUCCACAAAAGCGUAAAAGACACUAUUUAUAGGUUCUUGGUUAGUUCAAUAUUUUCAGAUUUUAUUUAGUUAGUUUUUAGAUUUUUAUCAUAUAUUAUUAAUGGUUUCAGAUCAGUGUAGGAUAUAUCCUACAUAAAGUCCAUACCAUAGUUUUACCCCCCCAAAAAAUACAUACCAUAGUUGCUCUGCUUCGUCAUUCAUCGUUUGUAAAAUAUAUUUUAAAAUAGUUGAUUUUCCAUGAGGUCAUCCAAUAAGUUUAUUCUGCUGAUUUUGUCAACCAUAACUCUCAUCAGUUUAGUUACAGAGAGUCGAAAAACAAUACCAUCUCAAGAGAAGAAAAGAGAGUUGGAGAAACUUCUCAACCAUAUCAAUAAACCUGCGAUCAAAAGUUUCCAAAGCAAACAUGGUUAUAUACUGGAUUGCAUUGACAUUCAUAAGCAGCUAGCCUUUGAUCAUCCUUUGCUCAAGAACCAUUCUGUUCAGUUAAAGCCUACAACUAUACCUAAAUGGACAAGAGAUAACAAUACUUCUCAAAAAUCAACUUCUCUUCCAUUUCGACAAGAAGAAGACAUAAUUUGUCCACCUGGGACUGUGAUUAUUAAAAGAACUACACUUGAAGAUCUUAUACAAUUCCAACGUUUAGAAUCCUUAGGAUUGAAACCAACUUCAAAGGACAGGAACGAUGAUCCACCUGGUCAUUAUACUGCCGUUGCUCAAUACUAUGCACUCAAUUUUGGUGGAAAGGGAAACAUUAAUGUAUGGGAUCCCCAAGUCGAGCCUGAUCAAUAUAGUCUUUCAAGUUUAUAUGUCCAAGGUGGCAGUAGAGAAGACUUUGAGACCAUCUCAGCUGGAUGGAUUGUGUCCCCGAAACUGAACCAUAAUCAUAGUAGCUUAUUUAUAGCCUGGAGUGCAAACAAGAAAGGUUGCUACAAUACAUUAUGUCCCGGGUUCGUACAAGUGAGCCGCAAGUUCCCACUAGGAAGUGUUGCCAGACCAGUUUCCAAGUAUGGUGGUAAACAAUUUCAUCUAGAAAUCAGCAUAUAUCAGGAACGUCUGACAAGAGAUUGGUGGUAUGUGCUAAAGGGGGAGCCAGUUGGGUACUGGCCAAAUCCAUUGUUCAGUUAUAGUGGUUUAGCCGAGGGUGCAGAUCAUGUUUGGUGGGGAGGAGAAGUUUUCAGUGCAGAUAAAGAUAGAAUAAGCCCAAUCAUGGGAAGUGGAUUUGUCCCGCAAGAUGAUUUCGGAAAAGCAGCUUAUAUCAAUGGUCUUAGAGUGAUCGAUCGUUAUACAAGAAAAGUUAUGAUGCCACCAGCAAAAGAUUUAGUAGUAUACGCAAGCAGUCCAACUUGUUAUAACGUCAAAACGAUAUCACGUCGUGGUGAGUAUUGGUCUAGGGCUAUAUUCUAUGGAGGACCUGCAGGAUGCACUGAUUAACACCCUUAUGCUUCUAGACUCUAUUAAUUAUGUAAUUUCCUUCUUUUAGACUCAUCUCCGUAACGUUUACCGUCGAGCUCGUAGCACAAAAUGUCCCUUUAGGAAGGAAGUGAAUUACAAAAGUAUUGUUGGCACUUUUUUAUGUAUUUGGAUUAACUUUUUGGCACUAUAUUAGUUGCCAUGAUUUCCUCCAAUAAGCCCCAUCUGCUUGCUUUUGAAGUUUUGAGCAUUGGCUAGUUUAUUGCUUUGGUUUAUCAGAAACAUAUUUGGUUUAUUCUCUGAUCAGAACAAGUUUAUUUCUUUGCAUAUUUGUAGACUGGACAUGGUGAUGUAUUUGAUUGCAUUAACAUUUUUGUUUUUAACACAGAUAGCAUUAAUAUUUAUUAGCAGCUCGCCUUUGAUCAUCCUCUGUUCAAAAACCAUUCUAUUUACGUUUCUAGUCUAUAUAGCAAGUUACCUACUUUUGGACGCAAGUAGAAAUUCUUACAAGAUUUAAUUUUCUGUAUAGAUUAGCAUUAGCUAAUUUUAUAGCUGAAGGAGAAACGUAUUUUUUUCAGUAUUAAUAUACAGAAUUAAAUUUCAGAUCUUUUUUUUUCCUUUGAACUUUCUGUGACCGUUAAUAAUAUAAGUCCAAGAUAAAAUAAGUUUGAUAAUUUAUUAUAACUAGGUGAUUUUUUCGUGCUCAUGCACGGGUAUAAACUUUAAUUUGCACAUAUAUUUUAUAAAAUUCGUAUAUUUGAUAUAUGUUGUUUUAGAAAAAAUAGGAAAAAUAUAUUAAAUCAAGAUUCCAUAAACAUAACUUGUAUUAUUUUUAAAGUUCAGACACAUUUAUGGAUAUAUAAAACAAUUAAAUCAUAACAAUUUUUUUAUUUGAUUCUUCAUAUUUUGAUUAGUUUGCUUAUUUAUGUUUUGGUAUAUUGGGUUCUAUUUUUUUUCAAAUGACUCAAAAGAUUUUAUUACAAUUAGACUAAAAUAAGAAUAACAUUGUUAGUAUUGAUUAUUGAUUCAUAAGAAAGUUACACCAAAAACUCAUAUUAAAAUUUUCAUUCUAACAUUGUUUGAAUUGUUUAUUCAGUUUUAAGUUAGUAAUUAUCAAAUAAAAAUAAAAAUAAAAAUGAUAUUAUAUGAUAAUGUUUUUUUAUUAAAAUUAUAAUCAUUUAUUCAAACUAAUAUUCAUCAUAAAAAUAUUUUUGUUCUUGUUUAUUAGCCUUACAUAUUAAUACAUUUAUUUGGUUUUAAAAUACAUUAAAAUAGUAACAAAAUCUAAUUGUUUGUUUUU